AUGCCGCAACAUGCGCAAAGGUCUGAGACGGUGCUGGGAAAGCACGAGGAUAUGUUCGAUCCCCAGGAUAUUGAUCCAGAAAAUAUUGAUCCAGAGGUGUCAGUGACCCUUGACGACAACAUUCCGUCUGAAUUUCCACACUCGUCAGAGGAGGAGGAAGAGCAAGACAGAGUUGCCGAGCUGAUGCAACGGUGCAUUGACUUCAUCAACGAGAUGCAGGCGACGCGGCCAGACAUACUGCGUGGAGUCCGUGUUUGGAAGCUGUUGCGUUACUUGCCGUCGGCGUGGCUACGAGGCAAGCGCAAGGAUCUGCACAGGUUGAGUCAGCAGACAACGCAGUUCGAUCAGUUUUGGUCCCACAGCUGGCAGGGGUCGGCGUGGACCAAAUAUGCCAACAUGCUUUACCUGCAUAAUUGCAUUCCGGCAAGCAUAGCAGGAACAUUGAGUGCAAGCGUAGCCUGUGGCCUCGUCUCAGCAGGAUAUCUGGGUGCACAACAGGCAUGGUGCUCUGUCUUCGGAUUUGUGGCCUUUUGCAUGACCUUGCUGAUCUGGCAUCCGCAGAAGCUGGUGUUUCUAGACAUCGCAUGCAUUCAUCAAACUCACCAAGACCAAAAGGGACAAGCCCUGCUUAGUAUGGGUGCAUUUUUGAAGCAGUCGAAGUCCAUGCUGGUUCUGUGGGAUCCUACGUGGGUGACCAGACUGUGGUGCAUCUUCGAAAUCGCUGCUUUUCUGCACAGCCGCAGUCCCGGUUGCAAGCCAGACCUUCAGAUCGUUCCUCCGUUGUUGGGGCCGGCGCUUCUGGGAUGUGAGGUGCUGUUCGGCAUAGCAUGCUUUAUAUACUAUUAUAUAGAAUCGGCCUUGUCCGCUUCAGAAGAUGGAAUACUCGUGGGAGAACUCUAUGUGGUGGUCGCAUCCGCUCACGUCCUGCUGUUCGUAGGCUUCGUGACGCAUGCUUUGCGCGGACAUGGCCGCAACAUCGAUACAUUGCAAAGGCAGCUCCGUGGGUUCAAGGUUGAGCAUGCGAGAAGCGCUUGCUGCGAGCUCGGCCAUAAGAGCAAUUCUGCGAGUCUCACUUGCGACAGAAAGGUCAUUCACACGUGCAUCGCAGCAUGGUACAGCUCGCUGGACAGCUUCGAAUUGCAAGUGCAAACUGACGUGCGGCUGGCCAUUAUCGAUCAGCUUGCAUACGAAACCAUCACUUAUCAACGUAUCGUGCUUCUUUCCACUCCGUAUGUUUGGCUUCGUCUUCAUUAUGCAGCUAGCCACGCAGACGAUCCUAUCCGAUCGGUAGUCGACAUGGCCCAAACGUUCACUUACUUGCUGGCAAUCUUCCCUUUGGUUGACAAAGUGGGCAUCCGCUUGUGCUAUCGCUGGCGCGCGCGGUGUGGCAGGAUCUACUUGGACUUCUUGCGAUCGCUGGCCGUCGUGAUCGUGGGCAUGUCGUGCUACAUCGCUUGUUACGUGAUCCAACUCUACGUCUUCCGUCAAAACGACCGGGGACUUCUCCUGAGUGUGAUCUCAAUGCUUUCAUGGUGGACUGUCGCAGCCAUGCUGUGGCGGUUCAUUUGA
This is a messenger RNA of Symbiodinium necroappetens, 1569 nucleotides long. NCBI's taxonomy places the organism in Eukaryota, Dinophyceae, Suessiales, Symbiodiniaceae. The record is from the annotation of a GenBank genome assembly.